Messenger RNA from Selaginella moellendorffii, 1663 nucleotides. Its product is annotated as ubiquitin-like-specific protease ESD4. Gene Ontology annotation, biological process: protein desumoylation. The transcript is spliced from 9 exons. The coding region runs from base 1 to 1485 and encodes 494 amino acids. Gene Ontology annotation, molecular function: deSUMOylase activity. Lineage: Eukaryota; Viridiplantae; Streptophyta; Lycopodiopsida; Selaginellales; Selaginellaceae. The record is from RefSeq and is a predicted model, not a curated record. Gene Ontology annotation, cellular component: nucleus.
AUGCGUUUCACCCUUGCUGGAUUCGAACCUGGCCGUUUUCAAAUCAAGCUAGGGUUCUGGGUACCGGGCAUUUUCGUUCGUCCCGGCGGUGGCGCUGGCGCUGGCGAUGGCGAUGGCGAUCGCGGUGGAGAGAAAUGGAGGAGCCGCCGUCGCCCUGUGAGUGAUUCAUGCUGCUUGGAAGUAGGGCAGCUCGGGAUCGAGAUGGAAUACCGCAGGCGCAGCCUCAGCAUGCACGGCCUGCGUCCUUCCAGGUCGCUCUUCAAGCGAAAUUGCGACAUGGCGACGCUGGAGAGAUUGGACAAGCGCAUGAUUAAGCUCAUCACGGUGGAUGUUGUGAGGGAUAUUGUGAGCCAGCGAAUGGGACUGAAAGCCAUUGACGAUGAUUGGCGAAACGAUCAUGUGGUGAAGCGAAACUAUACGGUUCGAUCGACACCCAAGAACCGGGAGGUGGAGGACUACGCCAGGAGAGUCGCGGCUGGGACGCCCGCGAGUAAGGCAAGCAGUAAUCUUCAGAAGGGUCCUACGACGUUUUCCAUGGGCUGUGGUGCUAGUACUAGUGAUGGAGUUGGUUCUAGUAGUUCGUCCCAGAUUCCAAAAUGGCUGGAGAUUUACAAUGGCACGAAGUCAAGUCCAGCAGAACAAAUUGAUCGGGAGGCGACACUCACGGCGAACAAGCUCAAAGAACUUCACGUCACAAAAGGGAAGUUGUGGGAGGAGUCAGACAAGAAGAAGCGUCAACUUCUCAAGAAACAGCAGAAGCCCGACGUGAGUGAUGCCUUCACGAGGCUGUCGGAUGAAGAAGAGAGGGCAGUCGAAAGUGCGCUUUACAGUAAAAGCAGGCAAAAGGUCCUCGUGAUGCAUGAGCAAUCAAAUAUUGAAAUCACUGGAGCUGUCAUGGAGUGUUUGCGCCCUGGCACCUGGCUCAAUGACGAGGUGAUCAAUUUGUACAUGGAAUUGCUGAAGGAGAGGGAGAUUCGAGAGCCCAAAAAAUUUUUGCGGUGUCAUUUCUUCAAUACUUUCUUCUACAACAAACUCUUCAAAGACAAGGACAAAUAUGACUAUAAGGCAGUUAGACGUUGGACAACACAGAAGAAACUAGGAUACAGCCUACUUGAUUGCGAUAAGAUUUUUGUUCCCAUUCACAAAGAUAUUCACUGGUGCCUGGCCAUUAUCAACAUUCGGGACCAGAAGUUUGAGUAUCUCGAUUCUCUCAGUGGGAUUGACGAAGAUGUGUUGGAGGUGUUGAGCAAUUACAUUGCGGAUGAAGCGAAAGAUAAGCUUGGAAAAUCUAUAGAUGUCAGUGGGUGGGGGAAAGAGUAUCCGGAGGACAUACCCGGUCAGGAAAACGGGUGUGAUUGCGGCAUGUUCAUGAUCAAGUAUGCGGACUUCUACAGUCGUGGGAGCUCUCUCCCUUUCACGCAGGGGGACAUGGAAUACUUUAGAAGGAGAACGGUCUGGGAAAUACUCCGUCUCAAGGCAACUUGAGCUUUACAAGUAAACCCUGAUCUUUUCUGCUCUCUUUCCUGGUCUGAUACUAUACUAUCCCAGCAGUUCAUUCGAGCGAGAGCAAUAAACCAGAAAUGACAUUUUUUUGAUCCGUCGUUUGUACAUGCCAAGAAGUUGGCAGGCGGCUGGUUAAGAACUAUGAGCUGUUGUUCGAGUA